Messenger RNA from Cololabis saira (Pacific saury), 1894 nucleotides. It is a transcript of the gene sh2d5, whose product is annotated as SH2 domain containing 5. NCBI's taxonomy places the organism in Eukaryota, Metazoa, Chordata, Actinopteri, Beloniformes, Belonidae. The record is from RefSeq and is a predicted model, not a curated record. The transcript has 10 exons. Gene Ontology annotation, cellular component: postsynaptic density. The coding region runs from base 94 to 1296 and encodes 400 amino acids.
AGGGUUAAAAGCGGAGCGGAGCUCGCUGGGAAGCAGAGUCGCAGCUGGAAGAGCUGGGGGAAGCCCGGACUCUCAAACCGAUAAACGGGCAGCAUGGGUGAGGCACCGGCCACAGGAGAGGGUACAGUGACUCGAUCAGCAGAGUAUGUGGGUUCAUUUCCUGUGGAAGACUGCUGUUUGGACGACCAGAUAGAGCAAUUACACACACAGCUCAAGUCCCUGAAAGGAUGCAAAAGAAGGAGGGCGGUAUCCCUGAAGUUCUCCAAUAGAGGGGUGAAAAUGUAUGACGAGGACGAGACGACCCUCCUGAUGGCCCACGCUCUGCACAGAGUCUCCCUGUCCACCGCUCGCCCCGCCAACGCCCAGUUUGCUUUUGUGUCCCAUAAUCCAGGCAGCAUUGAUGCACAACUCUACUGCCAUGUCUUCAAAGCAAGGCAUGCCAGAGCGGCCCAGUUCCUGAACCUUCUGCUGUGUCGGUGUUUCCAGUUGUCUUACUUGGAAAAGCACCCAGAAGAGGCCCAGGAUGACUCUGUUGGCUCACUGCCUCGACGCAACCCCUCUCUGCUUAACCACGGCUUCCCUCUCAGUGUUAGUGCGCUGGUUUCCUUCAGAAGAGCUCCAUUUCAAGGACUGUUGUUCAGCACAAAGAAAAGUCAGAAAUCUUCCAAAAACGACCAAGAUGAAAUCUUCACCACGUCGUCUCCUUCUCUGAUGCGCAAGAAAGCCAUCCGCGCCAAGGAACUGUGUUCUGGUGCUUACCGCUCCUUCACCUUCACGCCGCAGAAACACCGUAGUCUGCAGGAGCGACUGAGCGCGUCUCAAGGAAAGGAUCAAGACAAGAAGCCAGUGAAGAGAUCCCGGGCUCCGAGCUUAGCCGAGACAGAGGAAGCCCUGGCUCAAGCUGUGUGGUGUUGGGCUGGUAUCGCAACUGACAGUAGCUAUUCCCUCCUCGCAGAUGAUGUUCUGGGAUCAUACCUCCUGUGCCAACAUCCUAAAAAACCCAAAUGUGGUUCUCUCAUCAUACGCUUCCCCUCUGGCCUUUCAACCUACCUCAUAGAAAACACUCACAAAGGGAAAUUCUCACUAGAGAAAUGCAAGACGGAGUUCAGCUCCAUUGCUGAGCUGAUUGAACAUUACACGGAGGCCCAGGAUGAGCUGCCAUGUCUCCUGAGCUGUGCACGGGUGAACCACUGCUAUGAGUGGGAGGAAAAUGCGAACGCACAGAAGGCUGCAAAGCUGCAGAGAAGUCCGAACAGAGUCAAGGUCAAGAGCACUCUCAAAAAGGAGUGGGUUUAAACCCUGGUCAGAAGGACACGGGGAGUGCCAACAUUCAUGGGUGCAAAUAAGUGACACUUAUUUCUUUUGCACAUUUAUUAUCUUUAACUUUUUAAACUAGUGGUGUUGUGGGGACUUAACCAACUUAAAAUACAUUGCAUUAUCAGCGAUGGCACUUGUACGUAAUUUAUGUGGCAUUCUGUCAGGGUACUUUAUUUGUCAAAGAUGUAAUAUUUUGGGCAUAUUUCUUCUUAUAUUUGGCUGCUUCACUAUGAAAUGUAAAUAUUUUUUUAUGUACCUGUAUUGUAUCGGUUUGUUUUUAGAUGGGAAACCGUUGUUGUGAAUUUGUCUGAAAUUGGCAACAUUUACUUUUUUCCUUUUUUAAUGAAAAUCUAUCUAUCGAUCUGUAAUUUGAUCAAAUUUUACUCUUUACAUGAACUAUAACCUUGUUUCAAAUGCAUUUUCAUUUUUCUUUUAUAACUUUUUUGGGCCUACAUCUAAAUCCACAAUGACUGAAUGUUCUACCGUCCUGGAGGCGUUUCUGAUGAGUCCUUUUGAAUCAACAUUUAGUUUUCACAUUUAGCCUCUCACCUCGACAAUAAAUCAUUUUCUAUAUCAA